GCUUCCUCGAGUGUAAAGCAUCCGCUAAUGUCUUUGUUGUCCUCAUCUCACAGCGCUCUGACGCGCCGUCUACGUCGUGCGUCGCAGCUCCGCGCAUUGCACGUCGCUCCUCCUCUAGCUCAAGCGCAAGAGGAGGAAGUUGACGCUCUUCCAGUGCUCGAAACGCAGCAGAUGAACAUGUUUACCGCUAUCAACGACGCCAUGCGGGUGGCCAUGGAGACGGACCCUAGUGCCGUGCUCUUUGGCGAGGACGUGGCCUUCGGUGGCGUAUUCCGCUGCUCGGUGGACCUCCGUGAGAAGUUCGGGGACGACCGCGUCUUCAAUUCUCCUCUGUGUGAACAAGGAAUUGCCGGCUUUGCGAUUGGCUACGCCUCCACUGGGAAAACGGCAAUUGCUGAGAUCCAAUUCGCCGACUACAUCUUCCCAGCCUUUGACCAGAUUGUCAAUGAGGCCGCCAAGUUCCGCUACCGGUCAGGCAACGAAUUCGACUGCGGUAAACUCACAUUCCGAGCCCCGUACGGAGCAGUGGGUCAUGGCGGCCACUACCACUCGCAGUCACCGGAAGCUUACUUCGCACACACACCUGGACUCAAGGUAGUCGUGCCGCGCAACCCAGUGACAGCAAAAGGAUUGCUACUGGCAUCUAUUCGAGACCCGAACCCCGUGCUCUUCUUGGAGCCCAAGGCGUUGUAUCGCGCAUCAGUCGCAGAGGUGCCAGUGGGCGAGUACGUGCAGAACUUGAGUGAGGCGGAGAUCGUACGACGAGGCACAGACGUCACUGUAGUUGGGUGGGGUGCACAGAUGCGGGUACUGGAGGAGGCGUGCGGAUACGCUGAGGACGUCGGCAUCAGCUGUGAACUCAUCGACUUGCAGACGAUCUUCCCUUGGGAUGCAGACACAAUUGAGCACUCGGUCCGUAAAACCGGUCGACUAGUCAUCAGCCACGAAGCUCCGAAAUCCGGUGGGUUUGCCGCGGAGAUCUCGUCUAGUAUUCAGGAGCGGUGCUUCUUGAGCUUGGAAGCCCCCAUUCAGCGGGUGUGUGGCUACGACACGCCAUUCCCACUCUCGUAUGAAUCGCAUUACCUUCCAGACGCAUUGCGAAACUUUGAGGCAAUCAAGAAGGUAGUGGAUUACUAG
This is a messenger RNA of Phytophthora infestans T30-4, 1137 nucleotides long. RefSeq names its product 2-oxoisovalerate dehydrogenase subunit beta, mitochondrial precursor. Bases 28 to 1137 code for a protein of 369 amino acids. Gene Ontology annotation, molecular function: catalytic activity. NCBI's taxonomy places the organism in Eukaryota, Oomycota, Peronosporomycetes, Peronosporales, Peronosporaceae. Gene Ontology annotation, biological process: branched-chain amino acid catabolic process; response to nutrient. The transcript is spliced from 4 exons. The record is from RefSeq and is a predicted model, not a curated record.